Molecule: messenger RNA, 405 nt
Organism: Rasamsonia emersonii CBS 393.64
Lineage: Eukaryota; Fungi; Ascomycota; Eurotiomycetes; Eurotiales; Trichocomaceae
Exons: 1
Source: RefSeq, a predicted model, not a curated record
ACGAAGAUGAAGAAGGUGGCCCCGAGGCAGAAGACGAACAUCAGCGCGAAGGGCACGGUCCGGGUGGUGGUGAGCAAUCGAUGCGGGAUCAAAGCGUGUUCGCCCAUGAAGAUCUGCUCGACAGGGAAAGCGAUGGCCAAAACGCCAGACACGACGAGCAGAGCGAUGAUGCGGCCGCUGGACCAUGAGUAUGUGCCGCCACCCCACUGGAGAGCAACGAGCAGGCAGAUCACGGUCGGAAUGAACAGGACGAUGCCUGGGAGGUCAAGCUUCCUGAGCAUCUCCAGGACGGUUUGCUCCUUGCGGCGCGAGGCGUGGACGCGGAAGAAGAACAUGACACCCACAAAUGUGAGGAAACCAAGCUAUCGACCCGUCAGUGCUAGUUUAAUGCAGUAUAUUUAUUGA